AUGCCAGGAGAAUCCAACUCGAUCGCGGCGGCCUCGGCGCCGUCCAAGCUGCGCGGACCCAUCGUGCUACCGUCGCACCAACUGCCCGAACGAUUCUACCUCGGUGGACCACGGAUCUCGUCCUUCCGCGGUGAGGCGUCUGGCUCGCAACGCGAACCGGAAGACUGGGUAGCCUCGACCACCUGCUGUGCUGGCCACGACUCGCUCGGACUCACCCGUCUGCCGCAGACCGACACGUUGCUGGUGGACGAGAUCUCUGCCGACCCGAUCUCCUGGCUCGGCGCCACGCACUACCGCAAGUACGGCAAGGACACCAAGCUGCUGAUCAAGCUGCUCGAUGCAGGACAACGAUUGCCCAUCCACGCUCAUCCGCACGUCGAUUGGGCGAGGAUCCACGUCAACCGCAACCACGGAAAAGCCGAAGCCUGGCACAUCCUCAACUCGGGCGAAGUGUACCUCGGACUGAAGCAAGGUGUCUCGGAAGCCGAGAUGUUGAAACUCGUGGAUGCGCAGGAGAUCGAAACCAUGUUGGCCAUGAUGCAUCGAGUCGAGGUGGAGGAAGGCGAUACGGUGUACGUUCCACCGGGGAUGCUGCACGCUAUCGGGGAGGGGAUCCUGCUGGUCGAGGUGCAGGAACCCGAGGACAUGAGCAUCUUGCUCGAGUGGCGCGAUUUCCAGCUAGAUGGUCGCAAAGACGGUCACCUCGGACUAGGCUUCGAAAAGGCCAUGACCGCGGUGGACGUUUCGACGUUGACAGAGGGCGAGCUGCACAAGCUCGUGGUGAGGAGCAAAGGUAGGAAGAGCAGCAACUUGCUGGCCGACUCUGCCCUAGAAUACUUCCGAAUGGACAAGUUUGAGGAGGAUGUCGAGGUCGAUGCUGGUUUCCAGGUCGUGGUGGUGCUGAAAGGCGAGGUCGAGGUCAAGGUGGGUUCAGCAGAGAGCAAGACGACGUUGAAGACGGGAAGCACGACUCUGCUGCGUCACGCCGAUGGGAAGGUCGAGUUCGACAUUGGUGCAGAAGGUGCGUUUGUCGUCGUUCGUCCGCCUUUGUAA
This is a messenger RNA of Pseudozyma hubeiensis SY62, 1053 nucleotides long. RefSeq names its product mannose-6-phosphate isomerase. Lineage: Eukaryota; Fungi; Basidiomycota; Ustilaginomycetes; Ustilaginales; Ustilaginaceae. The transcript has a single exon. Bases 1 to 1053 code for a protein of 350 amino acids. The record is from RefSeq and is a predicted model, not a curated record.